GCUAUCUAAUGUUGCAGCUAGCAGAAAGAGUGGGUCCAGUGCCAGAAGGAGGAAGCCGCAUUGCAUUUCUGGCUCAGUGUGUAGCGAGGACAGACCCCUUCCUGGAGAACGAGGAGAGCAGUGCAUUCAGUAGAGCCUUUCCUUCAGUGCCUCAGUUUGGUUUUCAUGCCUUAGGAGAGUAUGGAAUGAGUAGCUCUAGUACAGAAGCUCCAGAAGAAGAAAAACCAAGCAAGAAAAAGAAAUACGAUUUUGAACAUGUCAAUACCACAUCUAUUACAAUAAUAACUUUUAGUAAAGUUAAAUUUAACAAAUAAAUAACUUAAUAUAGUUCCAAAUAAGACUUGAGAUACAGGAGUGUAGUGGUAACUGUAACGUUGAGAGCUGGUUGAACUGAAAUGAUGUUGAGUUUUAUUUCAUAAGAACAAUACCGAACUUCAAUCUAUUUUACACCCUUUUAUCAGCCAGAGUUUUGAGAGUUGUCUUAUUACAUACAAAAUGUAUGUAUCCGAACGUAAAUUCCUUUGUGGUUUUCAAAACCUCUGCAGUGUUUUAUAAUAUUAAGCAUUUAUUUUGAAAAGUAACGUAUAUAUAUAUCAGGAAUAGUAAAAGUAAAACACAGUUUAUUAGAAUUUUUAAAGUAAUUUUACUUUAAAUACAAGAAAUAUAAAAUGAUUUUACAUUUCGCAUUGUUCUUACGGAACAAAAAUCAACAUAACUGCCGGUACAGUUGUUUUAAGUGUGUACUUGCUCCCAACAUCAAAUAAAGUAGGAUAAGGUAAGAGUUUAAUUUUUUGUAUUUAUGAUCAGUUUUAAGAUUAGCUGAAAAUGCCAACAAUUCUCAUGUAUUGAAGAUCAACAUAAUAUUUCUUACAUAAUAAAUCACAAACUUGUCUAAGAAUUUGGACGGUGUGCGAAAAUACAUAUUGUCAAAACAUGACUUAAUUAUCUGUUAACCUAAUAAUAUUUUACUGUUAGUAAUUUAAAGCUCUGGGUGUUAAGAGGUACUAGUUAUUUUUUUGAGGAUAUAGAUAUGAUAUAAAAGUUUGAAUUAUAAACUAUUAUUGACCAAUGAUAAUCAACCAAAUCAGUGUUUCUACUUUCUCAAUACAGCAUGAGAAAAAUAUUCGUCAUCAUUGUAGUAAAAACCAGAGUUGACAAUCCCAAAAAUACCACAAUCAGAAAAUAUAUAGAGAUUAAAUUUUAUCACACCAGACUUGGGCAAAAUUUACCCUUUUAUAGCCCAGUGUCCUCUAACUCGAAUACAACUUAUGAGCCUAAUUUUGGAAACAAUUGGGAUUUAUGUCUGUUAUUUUUCAAACUUUGAAGCUCAAAAAAGAAAAUACUAUAUUUAACAAAAGUGUACUCAAAAAAUGUUUCUUUUUAAUCAUUUUAUUUUUUAUUGGCAAACAAGUAUAAAUAAAUUGAACUAACAUAUUUUAAAGUACAAAGUAAAAAAUGUUCCACAACUAUACAAUUCUCAAGUUGUAUUCUACAAGAAAUUCAAUGUUACAUUUAUACUUAAUUUAUCUUAAAACAUUACUUGUACCUUCUUGGCAUCUCAAGGAAUUAAAUUGUAAUUGAAAAACGGAAAUAAAAAAACUAUGAUUUUAUUACAAAGUAUAUAAAAAAAUGUUAACUAUUUUUUUUUAUUUUCAUUAUAAUAGUUUUCUAGUAAACCUGGUUAUUGGUCAGAAAAAUUAUAAAGAUUUCACACAUUAAGCCUUAGAAAACAUUAAGGUAUACAUAAUAAAUAAUAACUGUAUUAUAAAUUAUGUUUUGAUAGUCAAAUGUUUAUUCUUACGCACUUUUCAGUUUACAUGUAUAGACAGUCUAUCUUUAGUUACACCUAAGUCAGUAAAAGUUCUGUCUCGAGUUGAAAUUGUCAGUAAAAGAACGUUUUGAAAAUAAAAGCGAACUCCUCUAGUACUUUUGACUAGUUUUGUGGUUUUAUUAAUGUUUGACUUUGUAACUCAUAAAAAUUAUUAUAAUGUCUAAGAACAACAGCUUAUAAUAUUAGUAUGCAAUUUUGACCUAUUUAAAUCUAAUCUAAUCUCAUACCACCACACUCCUGCUAUUAUUAGCUAAAUACAUUAAUAGCAUAAGUCAGUUAAAUUGCAAUAUAAGCCUAUAGUUUAAGUUUAAGUUUGUUUUCCUUGUAAUAUAAGUAACUAUCGAACAAGUACAAAGUUUUUUUUACAUAUUAUAGCGUUCGAAUUCAUGUUUAUUAUUAGUUUGCUACUUUUAUCCAAUAAUAUUUGUAGAAAAUAAUAAAGGUGAGCAAUAUUAAUAAUGAGAUUAA
Homalodisca vitripennis (glassy-winged sharpshooter) is the source of this 2299-nucleotide messenger RNA. RefSeq names its product F-box only protein 22-like. The transcript is spliced from 2 exons. The record is from RefSeq and is a predicted model, not a curated record. The annotation marks the transcript as partial. NCBI's taxonomy places the organism in Eukaryota, Metazoa, Arthropoda, Insecta, Hemiptera, Cicadellidae.